Molecule: messenger RNA, 1306 nt
Organism: Chara braunii
Lineage: Eukaryota; Viridiplantae; Streptophyta; Charophyceae; Charales; Characeae
Source: the annotation of a GenBank genome assembly
GGCGUAGGGUGGGAGGGCAUUGAAGUUUUUCCUCCUGCUUUUCCUCCUGAAUACCUUCAAGUCAUCCUUGAUCCCUGCUGUGCGGAAAGUGAGUCUUCAGUUGAGUCUUCUGGUGCCCGAUGGAUUGGAGGAAGGUCAAGCCCGCACCGGUGCCGAGCCACGAGUACCUUCCACAUGGCCCACCGGUCGACUUCUCCUUCAAGGAACUUAAAGAUUUCGCGGAGCUGUUCACGGAGGAACCUCUCAGUGGUACCAGGAAAGCGAUAAGCAAGGCCUACAGCACUGGCAGUCAAGUUCUAUCUCAACAAGAUACAGGAUGGGGAUUUUCCAGCAAACGAAAGGGCCAUGCGGUGGGGUCAUCGUCCACGAGAGAGAGCAUGGCUGGCUCGACAGUCACUGCCAGAACAGGAAGAACCGGAGGAGGAGGAAAGAGCAGCGGCAGGCUGAUGACCGCCACUGAUCAACGGCUUGCUGCUGAGUCCCAGACUGGGAAAUCGACGGCUAGAACACUAGGGGGGCCCAUCCAGCUCAACUCUAUUUGCGUUCGCGUGAACAACAAUGAGCUGCAAACAUGGGAGAACUUUGAGGAGGCGAUGGAAUCUGUCCUCGAUGACGCUACUAAGCUCAGCUGGAUAGACCUGUCCCAUAACCACUUGACACAGAUUGAUGACGUCAUCACAAAAUAUAAGGACUUGACGGUCGUCUACCUGCAUGGCAACUCCGUGCUGAAGAUGACCGACGUUUACAAGCUGGCCGCCCUCCCACGCCUGCAAAAGCUCACGCUCCAUGGCAACCCCAUUGAAGAAGUGCCGUUCUAUAGGACCAAGAUUAUCGGAGCAAUACGGACACUCAAGGAGCUGGACUUCACGGCCAUCACGAAGGUCGACCGAGACCGAGCAUACGUCGACUACAGAAACCGUGCAGCGCGAAUGUUGAACCGGAAGGAAGAGGAGGACUAGGAGGCCUGAGUGGGAGUGUGACGUUGUGUUUCAUCCACUGUGCUUGUGUGUUGGGCUGCGGGAGGUGGGGCUGUGUGGGGGGAGAGCGAAAGGGUCAGCUAUCACCUAAGAGCAUGGGGGUGUCGAGGUACUACUGUAAAUAGUAGCAUGCCUAGUAGCCGGUUGUAGGUAUCAUGCAGCAAGACAUCCUGGACGCGAAAGCAAGACAUGCUGCGGUGAAAAUCUGAAGGAUAGUAAGACCCCGGUGCAGCCAGAUCAAACAGCCGGAUGGCAGGCCGCGUAUACUGGCCGGAAUUCGGAAUGCCUGUACCGAAAAGUUGAGUCAUUAACAAAAGCUACGCAAGGUA